Raphanus sativus (radish) is the source of this 2288-nucleotide messenger RNA. RefSeq lists its product as uncharacterized. Lineage: Eukaryota; Viridiplantae; Streptophyta; Magnoliopsida; Brassicales; Brassicaceae. Bases 545 to 2269 code for a protein of 574 amino acids. The transcript has 2 exons. The record is from RefSeq and is a predicted model, not a curated record.
AUGGGAAACAACAGGGGUUUCACAGCACGAGAAUAAAGAAUGAAAACCGGCAGCAUUGAUGAAGGCAUAUCAAUGUGAAAGCUAGCCAUAAAAAGACAAUCGGCUGCACCAGAAUAUAAGAUCUAGGAAGAGUUAUAUGUGCAGCUUGAAUCACGCACUGAGGCAACUCGUGAAGCACUUCACACAAAUGGUAACUGAACUGAAUUGAUCUAAUGCUUUAUAGUAAUCUUGAUUCAGCCAAUUGUGAGUUGUGACUUGUGUUUUAUUACUAUCUUGAAAGUCUGAUGAUACAUUAAUAAUUCACGAAUGUGCCUAAUGUUUGUGUGUUUGGAUGAGAGAAAUUAAAAUGUUGUAGGCAUGCAAAGGAGAGGAUAAAAAGUCAGGGACCAGAUCUGCAAUAUCAGAAAAAGUUGAUUCAGUUUUAUUCCGUUAAGGGAAGUAGUGGGGAACAAGCCCUAGAAAAUCUCCAUCGUGCUUAAGAAGCUCAAUCUCGCAGCCUCUCUUCACCUCUCACACGAUUCUCACACAGAAACUGACAUCUAUCAUGGGGAAAGGAAAGAAAUCAGCUCAACAAGCCGAAUCAUCCAAGGAAGAAAAGCAUGCAGAGGCUGAAGGAAGUCGAAGGUUACUCGCUGAUGGCGAACCUGAAUCGCCUCCACCGAGAAACGAUAUGCCCGUCUCCGAUGCACUCCCUGAGGUCACCGAGGAGCUUGACUCAUUCAAUACCGCUAAUGAGAAAGCCCCUUCAGAGGAGAGCGAUGAAAGGACUCCAGGUCUUGGAGAGGAGCCAUCUGUGAAGGUUCCUGAAGCAGAUCCGCAACCGCAAAUCGGAUCCACUGGUGCUGCCAUUCAAGAUGUUCCGGUCACUGCUAAAUCACCAGAAGAAAAGGAUGAAUCUGCUCUACCUCUGGCGAUCAUUGAAGUUGAGAAGGAGCUAAGUGAAGCUGAGUCUGAUUCAGCCAAGAAAGUGGACGAUGAACCCAAGGAUGAUGCUGUUACUGUGGGUUCUGAAUCAGAUGAAGCUUCCCAGAAGGAAAGGAGGAAGAAACGGGUGCUGAAGAGAUUAGGGUUGCGCUCUGGGAAACAGAGAAAGACAGGGGAGUCUAGUACACCAACUCAAUCUCAGUUUCUCACACCAGAAGAUGCAGCCAAGUCUCCAUAUUUGGCUAAGGAAGCAGGAGCCUCGCCUCAGCUGAGAUCGAGAAGGUCUGGUGAUAAAAGUGCUGAACCAAUGCCUCCUCUCAUCAAGAAAAGGUAUGAUCAGUUCCUUAAGCGUAAGGUACUUGCUGAGCGUUCGGUGGAUCUGAAGGAAGCUGAUCAGUGGGGUUACUUGGCCGUUAUCAAGAAAGGAUCUAUGGAAUCAACUGUCUCGAAUCUUGCAGUGUAUGUUGAGCAAGUUGUAGCUGAGUUCUAUGCAGGUCUGCCGAGUACUAAAGCUGAAGCGGAUGUUGAUGAAGUGGUUGUCUCUGUACGGGGACAAGAGUACAAGUUCUCACCUGCGCACCUCAAUAAUGCCAUAGAUUGGGAACCACUUACUGAGGAAGAAGAGGAGGAAGCCGCAACGUUGGAUGAUAUCUCGGUAACUGAGUUAGCUUCUUUCAUCACCGGAGAUACAAAGACAGAAUGGGAUGGUCUCACUACAGCGGACCUUACUCCAUGCUACGGGGCCUUGAUGAUCAUAGCUGCAUACAACUGGAUUCCCUCGACUCACAAGACAUAUGUCUCACUUGAGAGAGCAAGACUGAUCUACAAGAUGGCUCAUGGAGUCCGUGUUGAUUUGGGGAAGAUGAUGUUCAGACAGAUUCUUAAUCUUGGAGUGAUUCAAGUCAAUGAUGCCCGCUGGUUGAUCUUCCCUCGCUUGAUCAUGGCACUUCUUCAAAGUCAGCAGGCGGUUCCAUCCUAUCCUAGUGACAAGCUCCAACGUCCGGUUCUCUACAAGAAGGAUAAACGAGUGGGCGAGAUCUAUGAGCAGAGACUGGCAAAAGGAAAGGGACCAGCUAAAGCUGAACCAAAGAAAAGCUCUGCAAGGACAACCCGUCAGGCAUCUCCUGCUCCGAUCCCUGCUCCACGAACUGCUACACCAAGCUCCAGAACUGCACCACGUCGUGUAUCCCUUUAUGAACUUGGAUCAGUUGCCAUCCCUCAAGGACCACUCAGCCGUGUUGAUUUGCAAGUGGCACUACAGGACACAACACGAGCCCUUCAAGCGCUAGCUGAGAUAGUUCAGGAUCUUCAGAGUGCUGUAGCAGGGGGAGAAGAAGAAGACUAGGAUGUAGAAGACCAAGAUU